AUGAAAUGCUCAAGUAGGGAAUUUGAGAUCAAUUAUGAGGUAUUAUCUUCACCUAAAUCACAAGUUAUCGCAGAGUUCCUAGCCGAAUUUCCAUUGGAAGAGGAUGAAUAUGCAGAAGAUUUGAUGGACGUAGAUGAAGAGAAGUGGAAUCCGAAAGAUUUAUUGACAGAUCGUAAUUUAAACAGAUGGGAGAUACUAGUAUAUGGACCGUCAAAUGGAGAAGGAAAAGGAAUUGGUAUUGUCUUUAUUUCACCAACAGGGGAAAGAUUGGCUUACUCAUUCAGGUUGGAGUUCACAUCCACAAAUAAUGAAACUGAGUAUGAGGCAGUUGUACAUGCAUUGAAAUUAGAAAUUGAAAUGGGGAUAGAAGAUGCGCGAAUAACUAGUGACUCACAGUUGGUAAUUCGUCAGAUAGAAGGUACAUAUAGCACAAAUGAACCAUCUUUACAGAAAUACGAGAAGUUGGUCAUGGAAUUAGCAAUACAAACACUCUUUUUACCAUCUAUAAAGAAAGAAGAAGAAACAGAAGCAUAUGUGAUGAUAGUAGAAGACAAGGAAGAAGAACAAGUGAACGAAGAUAAAUAUUGGAGAAUUGAGCUUCAUUUAUAUCUAGACAAGGGAGAAGUACCAAGAAAAAGGUUAGAAUCACACAAGUUAAAAAUUCGUGCAACGAAUUAUGAAUUAAGGGAUGGAAUUUUGUAUAGAAGAUCAUUUCUUGGACUUUCAAUUAGAUGUCUUACGCGAAAAGAGGGUAUAGAAAUCGUAAAAGCAUUACAUUAUGGAGAUGCUGGAAACCAGAGCGGAGGAAGGUCACUCGCAUACAGAGCGAAUAUACAAGGAUACUAUUGGUCGUACAUGCAUGAAGAUGCAAAACAAGUAUCAAGGCUAUGCGAAGAGUGUCAACGUCAUGGGAAGAAGAUACAUGCGCCCGGAGCAAUGCUAAACACGUCAGCAAAUGCAUGGCCAUUUGAAAAAUGGGGAAUUGACAUUGUUGGUCCGUUUAUACCAGGAACAGGACAAAAUAUAUAUUUAAUUAUCGCAACAGACUAUUUCACAAAGUGGGCAGAAGUAAAAGCAGUUCAACAUAUUCGUGAUAAAGGCAUAUUCACGUUUAUUUUUGAGAAUAUCGUAUGUAGAUUUGGCAUCCCUGCACAGUUAGUAUCUGAUAAUGGAAAGCAAUUUGAGGGUGAGAAUAUAGAGAUGUUAUUAAAUGCAUCCAAAAUUCAAAGUGGAAAGUCUACCCCUCUAUAUCCGCAAAAUAAUGGACAGGGAAUCCAACAAAGAUAG
This is a messenger RNA of Papaver somniferum (opium poppy), 1287 nucleotides long. RefSeq lists its product as uncharacterized. NCBI's taxonomy places the organism in Eukaryota, Viridiplantae, Streptophyta, Magnoliopsida, Ranunculales, Papaveraceae. Gene Ontology annotation, molecular function: nucleic acid binding; RNA-DNA hybrid ribonuclease activity. The transcript is spliced from 3 exons. Gene Ontology annotation, biological process: DNA integration. Bases 1 to 1287 code for a protein of 428 amino acids. The record is from RefSeq and is a predicted model, not a curated record.